GAACAGGCAGCAGUACCGCUUCUGUUCUCUCGGUGUAUAGUUGCAAAGUUCUGAGGAAAGCGCGGCAACCAGACUACGUUCUUUUUUUAUUGUUGAAUUUGCUAUUAUUGCAUUCUUCUUAACUUGUUUCAAAGGUUAAUUAGGAGAAUGACUGUGGAAAUCGAUAAAGAAGAAUUAAAGAAACGUUUGACACCGCUACAGUGGCACGUCACGCAGGAAAAGGGUACAGAGAGGCCUUUUUCUGGUUGCUACAAUAAAUUCUAUGAGAAAGGCACGUACACCUGCAUAAUCUGUGAUCAAGAAUUGUUUUCUUCUGACACAAAGUACGAUAGUGGUUGUGGUUGGCCUGCAUUCAAUGAAGUAUUAGAACAGGGACGAGUCAAGUUAACCAAAGAUACUUCACAUGUUGGUGGAAAUCUACUACUGCUGAUCGCAAACCCAGAUAUGGUGCGGACCGAGGUGACCUGUUCAAAGUGUGGUGCACAUUUGGGACAUGUAUUUAAUGACGGGCCAAAACCUACAAGGAAGCGAUUUUGCAUCAACUCGGCAUCCAUAAACUUUCAUUCGGCAGGAGAAGAGAAAAAGAUGACAUCGUAAAACUAAGGAGGGCAUAAGUUUUUAAUAAAAUCUUUGAAAAUGUUUAAAAUAUCUAACUUAUCUUAUCGACAAAAAGAAUUUAUAUUUCUUAAUAAAAUAUGACUCUAUUUGAUAUUUUGUAAUUUGCUGUUACUAUUUUGUUACUCUUUGGAACUGUAAAGUUCCUUUAAUGACAAAAGCAAUCAUGUUAUUAAAAAACAAUAAAUAUUUUUAUGUUAAAUCUUGGCUUACAUAUUCCAUAGUUGCUACGAAUAUAUGUCUUGUCUAUGCGUCGUGAACUCUGAGAUUAAUAACAUUUAUUGGAAAGCAUAGAUUAUAAUACACAGAUGUACAUCCAUAGCGACAAAGCUGUUAAUGGGAUACUAGCGAAUAAUAGUGAAUAUCUGCAUUAUUAUAACCUUAGAAUAAAUUCGAUUCUGUACAUACACUCUAAAUGACUGUAAAAUAAUACAUUUAGUGUGUAUAAAAUAUAAAAAAUUAAUGUAAAACACUUAUCAACUAACUUAUAAAAGCAUUCUAUUAUUUUUUCAUGUUACGCAUUUCAUGAACAGAACGUGUAAAUAAUAAGUACUAUUUAUUUGUCUGAAUAUAUAUACUAAUAAUAUAAAAAGUUUGUUAUACCUUGUAAUUAUUUGUGGUGCACAGUCUUUUAUAUCCAAAAGGAAAAUCCAACUACGUUUGAGUUUCAUAAAUUUACUCUACUCUUACUGUAUCUAUAGAAGAAAUACUUGAUCGUUCAAUAUUAUAAAAUAGAAGGAAGGAUGAUUUCAUUCAAAGAACUAGGACGUUUUGUUAUAAAAUGUUUCCUUAUAUUUUAACGUUUCAAAACAAACUAAAAGAUGUUACAGUACAAUAUAUACGCAAAUUCUAGGCAUAAUUUUUACAAUAAUUCAUUAUCCAUUUGCUGCUUUCUUUCAUUUUUAAAUUCGACACUGUUAAGUAUUAGUUUUCCUGAGAAACCAGAAUUUUACCAAAUAUUUUCAUUAGAUAAUAAAAGCCAAUUUUAUACAAAUAGUAGAGGUACAGUUGAAGUGGGAAAUUUUAUUAAAAAUUUGAAGCCAAAACGUUUACUGUGACAUGUAUAAAUGAACUAGCGGCUUCAGUAUCAGUAGGCCUAAUUUAUUUUAUAAUUGAGAUCUCGAAGCAUUUUCAAAAACAUCAUAAAAAAGGUAUUGAAAACAUGCAUAUACAUACUUAACUUGAUUUGUGUAUAGGAACCUAUUUCAUAGUUCUAAACUGACAAUAAUACAUUCCUUACGAGGAUACAUAAAUGCACUUGUAACGGUAAUCAAGAUGAAGAUGCAAAAACAUUUACACUUGUCCACAUUUUUAUCAUAUGUUUUAUACGUAAUUUUGUAUUGUUUAUCAAUAUUAAAAUAAUGACGAUUGCUUGCUAAUUUCAUAAAUAAUGUUUACUUUUAUUACAGUAAGGCAUAUUAAUACAACUUUUGUACUUUUGUUUAUUCUCUAUACAUAAGCAACAGGAUUCAUUCAAAAUAUUCAUAUUUCUAAUUAUUAUUUGCAUGUGUUUUUAUACAAAUUUUUCAAAAUAUGGACAAGUAAAAUUUUGCAUCUAACUUGCCUCGAUUUACGAAUAAAAACGAAUCUUAUAGAUAGCUACUACUUGUAGCUGAAAUAUGCUUAAUAACUGUCGCAGUAAUAUAAUAGACAUAAAAUGGACGUUACUUCUUUUUUCUAAAGAUAUUUGUGAAAAUGCAGGACCUCGUUCAGUAUUUCUGAUCGAGCUGUUAACGUCAAUUUUGACCCUGAAUCUCAUUUUCUUUUCUCCUUUUUUUCCCUUUUGUUUUUUUUUUUUUUUUUUUU
This is a messenger RNA of Bombus pyrosoma, 2421 nucleotides long. It is a transcript of the gene SelR, whose product is annotated as methionine-R-sulfoxide reductase B1. Gene Ontology annotation, molecular function: peptide-methionine (R)-S-oxide reductase activity. The record is from RefSeq and is a predicted model, not a curated record. Gene Ontology annotation, cellular component: cytoplasm. The transcript has 3 exons. Bases 148 to 597 code for a protein of 149 amino acids. Gene Ontology annotation, biological process: protein repair; response to oxidative stress. Lineage: Eukaryota; Metazoa; Arthropoda; Insecta; Hymenoptera; Apidae.